Heterotrigona itama is the source of this 2389-nucleotide messenger RNA. The record is from the annotation of a GenBank genome assembly. NCBI's taxonomy places the organism in Eukaryota, Metazoa, Arthropoda, Insecta, Hymenoptera, Apidae.
AUGGAGAGGAGCCAGAAUUGUCAGGAGAGUGCUGUCAAAGGGUUGUUGAAUGAACGUUAAAUGAACGCAGAGUAGCUUCAAGAAAUAUUUCAAGUUACUUGAAAAUACUCUGUCCAUUGCUUUUUCCAUCACGAACGAUUGGUCGCCUAUCGGACUAACUCGAUCGCUUCUUUUUUUUUUUUUUUUUUUUUUAUUCCAGGUAAAACAUUCUGCCAGUCUUGCAAGAAGAAGUGCAGCGGGGAGGUACUACGAGUGCAGGACAAGUAUUUCCACAUAGGGUGUUUCAAGUGCGCUCAGUGCAACACGAGCCUAGCGCAGGGUGGCUUUUUCGCUCGCGAGGGCUCUUACUACUGCACCAAGGAUUACAGGGAACGCUGGGGCACAAAAUGUGCAGGAUGUGGUGAAUACGUGGAGGGCGACGUGGUCACCGCAGGGGACAAGCACGCUUUUCAUCCUAAUUGUUUCCACUGCCAACGAUGCAGACAGCCGUUGCUCGGCCAGGGGACCAAAGUGUCCCUCGUCCAAGAGCGUGUGCGUCAGCUCGCGGUCGGAUCGUCGACCGGAUCUGUUCAAUCUCAAGCUAACCGAGCGUUGUCUAUAGGUCAAGCUCUGUGUCAUCGAUGCGUCGGUAUCCCGGUUCGAGAGGCCUCGACGCCGGUCGGCAAUAACUCCGCUACCAGAGGAGCCGGAGACGGGCCCUCUGACCCCGGUGCCUGUGCUGGUUGCGGAAACCAAUUACGGGAAGGUCAGGCUUUGGUCGCUCUUGAUCGACAAUGGCACGUAUGGUGCUUCAAAUGUCACAGCUGCGACACCGUGCUCCAUGGAGAGUACAUGGGCAAAGACGGGGUGCCUUACUGCGAGAAAGAUUACCAGAAGCAGUUUGGUGUGAAAUGUGCCUACUGCAAUCGUUACAUCAGCGGAAAGGUGCUGCAAGCUGGCGACAAUCAUCAUUUUCACCCGACCUGCGCUCGUUGCACCAAGUGCGGCGAUCCUUUCGGUGACGGAGAGGAGAUGUACUUGCAGGGGGCCGCCAUUUGGCAUCCGCGUUGCGGACCAGGUCCUAGCAGUCCAAAUGGUAUCGUGAAUGGCCACGGCGAAGCUCACACGCCGCAGCAUCGAGAGUCAGAGCGGAUCUCCAGCAGCGCUUCGGAGAUGCAGUAUUACCCCGCGCGAACUGGCAGUCCUGGACUGAUAUUGAGAGAGUACGGACGCGGUCCAUCCGAAGAUGUAUCUAGGAUUUAUACUUACUCGUAUUUGACUGAAACGCCGAGCCAAGGGUACUUGAGACGUCCGAUACAACCGUACGACAAACCUCCGACUAGCCCACACUUUCAUAGACCUAGCUCGUCACGUUCGAUAAGAAGCAGUGGCGGACGCAGCAGCCGAUCUGGAAUGCGUGCUCUGGUCGAUGCUCUCAGUGAGACCAGACCGAAGUCACCGGCCAGUCAAGUAGAUAAUGACGAGCCAAUAGAGCUGGCGCAUUACCCGGACGCCAUGAAACCUCCUCCUGGAGCCAAACCGCCGAUCGAGAGAGACGAUUUCCCUGCUCCGCCUUAUCCGUACACAGAUCCUGAGAGACGUAGACGAUGGUCCGACACUUACAAGGGAGUACCUGCAUCGGAUGACGAGGACGAGGUGGACAACAAGACGUACAUAAAAGAAGUAGAGGAGAAACUGAAGAAAGAACAGGACGAGCUAAGCAAAAUCGACACUGGGAUAGCGAAGGUCUUUCUGCAAGAUCGUGAAAAAGAUCGAGAGAACUUGAGACACAAGGCCGCGAACGUCGAUCCUAGAAACGCAUCGAGGACGCCAUCCGCAGCCAGAGAACCGACUUACAGAUUGCGAUACGAGAGUCCGGUUGGCGCUUUUGUGAGCUCCCUUCGGCACAUCCCGAAGCCAGGGUACGGUCUGGCACCGCGAAGUCACACCUUCUCCUCGACCGGCGGUUCUGUAUCUGCUCUCCCUGUAAGUCUUGCACCGCGUCACAAUCGACGACCAAACCAAAAAAAAAAAAAAAAAAAUCUUGCACCGUUAUUGCUGAUUUUUUUACAAAAUAGAAAAAUGGGAUGGGAGACAAGACGCACAGCACUGAUUUCUCAUCUGGCAAAUCAGAUAGUGAGUAAACCCAGAAAGGAAACCGAUCGUACACUGACAUACACACACGUACAUAUACCGUUAUCUUGCAAAUGAUGGUGGUAUGCUGCCAUCAUCUACCACGUAUACAGGUGGCCUAGGUUCAGUAGUCGGGAAUCACGGGGGCCAUCACGUAAGGAGAUCACUGCCAGACAUGGGAACAGCACCGUCCGAACCACCGAAACUCUACCCUUACCACUUACUUGUCAUCACCAACUACAGGCUGCCCGCUGACGUGGAUCGUUGCAAUCUCGAA